Messenger RNA from Mercenaria mercenaria, 1404 nucleotides. RefSeq lists its product as uncharacterized. The transcript has 6 exons. The coding region runs from base 795 to 1172 and encodes 125 amino acids. The record is from RefSeq and is a predicted model, not a curated record. Lineage: Eukaryota; Metazoa; Mollusca; Bivalvia; Venerida; Veneridae.
AAGAAAGGAAAGGUCGCUGCGAAAAACAUAAAUUUAUUUACUGGAUUAGCUGUAUUUGAAUACAAUACAUUCAAAAUAUUUGUAUAAAAAUGACUGAAGUAAAGGCACUUUUUAUUUUAUCUGAGCAAAUAAAAUCCUUCAAGAGAAUUCAGGAUCCUCCGGGAAACCUCGAUGCCGUGGAAUCCUACAGAAGCAGUGUUAGAAAGGUUUUAGAUGGAGCCAAGACCGAAGUUUCAAAAGUAAACUCAUACAUUGAACAAGUAGAGAAGAAGAUUGAGGAGUUGAAAAAUGCCCAGAUGGCCAUAAUUAAGAAAAAUCAAGAUGCCAUUAAAAAAAUAUUUGCAAUGUUUGUAUUUGGGAAAAGGGGGACAAUUGAUGCAACAGAAUUGGCUAUUGCAAAGCUUCAGAUGGCACAUAAACUCCAGGAAGUAUCAAAGGAAAUAAUAAACGACCGUAUCAAUGAACUCAUGAAAGAAACUGAAAUUGUCUGCGCAAAAGUAAAAGAUGGUGUAUGCGUCUGUUACGCUGACAUAGAGGAACUCAAUGGAUGCAUGCAAAGCUGGAGAGAUGCAAAAAGACAGAGCUUUGAAGAGGAGAAGAAAAAAACGGUAGAAUAACAGAAACGGAGAGAAGCGGAGGAUAACGAGAAACGAGAAAGAGAAAAGAGGGAAAGGAGAGAAAGAGAGGAAAAGAAACGGAAGGAAGAUGAAGAACGGAAAAGGAGAGAAAAUGAAGAAGCUGAACGAAAGGCAGAGGAGGAACGAAGACGAAAAGAAGAAGAAGAAAGACUAAAAAUGGAGGAAGAACUACGCCGAAAGCAAGAUGAAGAAGAACGUUUAAAGCGAGAAGAGGAAGAGAAGAGAAAACGAUUAGAAGAAGACAGAAAACGCCAUGAAGAAGAAGCCGCUAGAAAAAGAGAAGAAGAAAGACAACGCUUGGAGGAAGAACUGCGCCGAAAGCGAGGGGAAGACGAACGUUUAAAGCGAGAAGAGGAAGAGAAGAGAAAACGAUUAGAAGAAGAAAGAAAACGCCGUGAGGAAGAAGAAGCUAGAAGGAGAGAAGAAGAAAGACAACGUUUGGAGGAAGAGAGGCGAGAAAGAGAACGGUUACUUAAAGAAGCUGAAGAGAAAGCUUGGAGACAGGACCCUACCAACUGGAAUCCUGUAACGUAAGUUUUGUCCAUUUAGCCUGAAGGAAAUCCGAAAUGUAUUUAACUGAGUUGUGUCUUUCAAAGGUAAUAAAAAUGUUGUAGGCAUUUUGUGGUAUUUUGUGUGAUAUAUCCAAGUACAGAAUUAGAUCCAGAAGAAUUCAUUUUAGAAUUACGUUGAGCUUGAAUUAAUCAUUUAUAUUUUGCCAAAUGCAACGCACUAAGUUAUAUUUACAUUUGUCAAACCUUACUUUUUC